UAAAUAUAUUUUCGGCGUAUUAUUAGAAUUAUUUUUGUGCUCUUGAUGCUUUUCGAUAAAUAAUAUGAUCGUAGCAUGACUUCAGCAGUGCAUUGUUAUGAUGAACGAAGAAUGGCGGACGUUGUCAUAUUACGAUAUUUGUUCACAUUUUUAUUGAUAAAUGCUUGUUGUGCAGGUUUACCUGGCCUGGAGGAGGAUGGCGUGUCGGGCAGCACACAGGGCCCGGACGCCCAGAGGAUUGAUGAUCCCAUGACUAUUGAGAAGAUGAUGGUACAUCAGCCAAGAUACAAGUGCCACCAGUGCGAGCCCCCCGAGUGCGAGGCGGCGGGCGGCGAGGUGUGCCUGGACGCGCUGUACUGCUACAAGUCGUCGGUGCGCGACUCCGACGGGGAGCUGCGACACUCGCGCGGCUGCUCCACGCGCCGCGACCACUACCAGUUCACCUGCAGGAUCAAUGUGCCGCCCAGUGUCCGCAAGCGCCACGCGGGCCUGCACAACAUCUCGUGCUGCCAGGGCGACCUGUGCAACGCGGGCAGCUUCCCGUCGCUGCCGCCGCUGGCCGACACGGCCAUCGAGCCGCUGCCCACCAACGCGUGGAAGCUGUGGGCCAGCGUGGCCGCCUCCGUACUCAUCGUCAGCGUUAUAGGCGCCAUGGCCAUCUUCGUGCUCAGGAGGAGUCACAGGUUACGCGUGUCCCGGGCAGCCCUGCACAAGCUGGGCGCAGACUCCAACUACUUCUCAUCCAACAUGUACAGUCCACAUGUCACUAGCGCUUAUUAUGAAGGCGUGGAGGGCUCGCAGACGGGCGGCGGCGUGCGCGCCACGGCGGCGGGCGACUCCACGCUGCGCGAGUACCUGGAGAGCUCGCUCACGUCGGGCUCGGGCUCCGGCCUGCCGCUCAUGGUGCAGCGGACGCUGGCCAAGCAGGUCACGCUCGUCGAGUGCGUCGGGAAGGGUCGUUACGGCGAGGUCUGGCGCGGCUCGUGGUACGCGGACAGCGUGGCGGUGAAGAUCUUCUUCUCCCGCGACGAGGCGUCCUGGCGCCGCGAGACCGAGAUCUACUCCACCGUACUGCUGCGCCAUGAGAACAUACUGGCCUACAUCGGGAGCGACAUGACCAGCAGGGGCAGCUGUACACAGCUGUGGCUGAUCACCCACUUCCACCCGCUGGGCUCGCUGUUCGAGCACUUGUCCCGCGCGAGCCUGACGCGCCAGCAGAUGAUGGUGGCGUGUCUGUCCAUCGUCAACGGCCUGCUGCAUCUGCACACCGAGAUACAUGGCACACAGGGUAAGCCGGCCAUAGCGCACCGCGACAUAAAGACCAAGAACAUCCUGAUGAAGGUGAACGGCGAGUGUUGCAUCGCGGACCUGGGCCUGGCCGUGACCCGCGCGCACGUGGCCGCCGGCCUGCUGCACAACCCGCGCCAGGGGACCAAGCGGUACAUGAGCCCAGAGAUGCUGGACCAGACCAUGAACACGUCGUGCCUGGAGUCGUUCCUCCGCUGCGACGUGUACGCGCUGGGGCUGGUGCUGUGGGAGCUGGCGUCGCGCGUGGCGCCGCGCGGGGAGGCGCGCGCCCCCUUCGCGGAGCUGGCGCCCGCAGACCCCAGCUUCGAGGACAUGCGCAAGAUCGUCUGCGUGGACGCCGCGCGGCCCUGCCCGCCCGCACACACGCACCCCACCAUGGUAGGCAUGGCGAACCUAAUGCGUGAAUGCUGGCACCAGAACCCCUCCGUCCGGUUACCAGCUCUCCGCAUCAAGAAGACACUCCUCAAGCUCGCGGCCAACGACAACAGCAUACGGUUGAGUGAUGACAACGAGGUCUCCGUAUAGAGGUACACGCUUAACUAAACUAUAAUAGUUAAUGUGAUGACAAGACUUGACAGGUACUGUGACAAGGGUUCAAGUAGGAAAUAGUGUAUUUAGCGGUAACAUACACCUUUAUAAUACUUUAGGGUUUCGGUCUUUCAAAUAACAUUUAUUGUGAAAUGAAUAUACAGCAAAAUUAUUGGUUUUCUUAUGUAAAAAAUACCAAAGUGGUUGGUAUGAAAUUAAUAUGAAUGAUUAUUGAAUGAAUCCCUAAAGUAUUAUUAAGCGUUUUUGUAACACUUUGUUUUACAGCUAAAAUAAUAUUAAGCCCUGUUGCAAACUUAUGAGUACAUUUAACUUGUGUAUACCUGUAUGGCAUUGUAACUGCCAAACAGAUAAACAAAUUUCGAUUAUUUUUGACAGUGUAAUGAGCGUGCCUUGAGAUGUGAAAACUCAACUUCCGUCAGUAUAUUUGUGCCUUUAUAAAUACUCUAAACGUCUUCAAUAUACGACAAUACACGAAAAGACAGUCUUAGAUUUUUGGUUAAUACGUAAAUAUACUCGAACGUAAAGAUGACUGGGUAUUAAAGGAAAUGACUUGGUCUGUUAUUUCAGAGGGAAAAAUACGUGUUAGUCUAUCCAGUAGAGUACAAUAAUUGUUUUAAGUUGUCAUCUUCCCUUAAAAAAAUCAUAAAUGUAAAAAUAUAUCUACAAAAGUAAAUUGGUUGUUUAUCGCCUAACAUAAUUCUAGCCAAAACAAUCUAGACUACUUUUUAAUUUUCGCUUCAUAAAUACUAUAGAAGCUAGAAAGUUCCAGAAGGAAAGGAGGUAACGUGUGGAAACACGAAAGCUUUAUUAUAAAGUUAAAUAUAAUAUUGUUGCUUAUUAUUUAUAGCGUAGAUAUUUUUACUGAUGGACAUAAAACUAAUCUAUAUUAUAUAGUUUGGUAGGACUAGGCUGCUUUUGUACUGUGGUUUAGCACUGUGCCUUUAACCAUCUGUAAAAAGAGGGGUUCAAUUUCGUUGUUUGUUUUUAAUGUUGACAGUCUCUUAGCUGCAUCGUAUAAACCGAUAGAGAGUAUUUAUCAUCACUUAAUGACACUUAAAGUAAUCAAUACAUGAAACUCUGGUUGUUGUGAGUUUUGAUGGGUAAUUAAAUUAAUAGAAAAUCAUGGCUAUCUUUGUGUAACAAAACAUAGAGUCUUCUAUCUAACACAACCGGAAUUAGGCAAAGCACCUACAUUCGGUUGUUUUAGAUUGAUAAAAUAGGAAUAGAGAAUGCAAAUAAGUAGAUUCUCUGAUGUAUUGAAAUAUACCAUCUGCUAUGAUCGCUCAAAUCUAUUCAUACAUCUUUGACCGUCGUUACAGGUAAGCUUAAGUCUGACAACCAGUCUAACUAAGGGGUAUCGUGUUGCCCAGGUAACUGGGUUGAGGAGGUCAUAUAGGCAGUCACUCCUUGUAAAACACUGGUAAUUACCUGAAUCCGUUUAGACUGGAGGCCGACCCCAACAUAGUUGGGAAAAGUCUAGGCCGAUGAUCCCGAUGAUGAUGAUGGCUCAAAUCUGUUUAAUUAACCUGCCGUAACUGAAAUUCGGCAGGCUAAAUAUUACAACAAUGUCAUUUCCUCUUACAAAACAGAUGACCACAGUACAAUCCUAGUCUAAUUAGUUACUUAAACAAGAAGUGCCGAAUAGUAUUUGUAAUUAGAUGAUAAGAUGUAAAAUAUAUAUUAUAUUGUAAAUAUUGAUGCGUAAGGUAGCGCAGCUGUGGAUUCUGACGACUCACUGAAUCUCGUAAUAAUCUUACUAUUAUUUUAAAAUAAAAAUAUAUUUGUUUGCAAAAUUUGGAUGGUAAUAGUGCUGCAAUUAGUCAAUUUGUUACUUUUUUAUUCAAUAACACAUUUGUGUAAAGAAUUCUCCGUAAGAAAAAAUGUGUACAGUUUUCAUCGUGAUCCUUUGGUUAUAAAAAUCUGUUUCCAUCCUUUCACAGCUUGAGCUAUAAGUUUUCUUGAAACUAUUCCAGCAUAUUACGUCACCAGAAUCCACAGUUUCAACAUAACUUAGAACCUCUUGAAAAAUAUGAAUUAGUUCUUUCUCUUACUUAUUACUUUGUCAAGUAUGAGAGAGAAAGCAGUUUUAGCGGCUAUCAGUUUCCUAUCACAGUAAGAUUUGCAGUUGUAGAAGACAGGCUUCUAUACGUCGUAUAGUACACUGUCUGACUUCCAAAAUUGUAAUCGUCUUGUACUUUGAAAGGUAGCCUUUAAAAUACUUUUAAAAAGUAAGUAUGUUUUAUUAAUUUUGACAUCCAAACUUUUUGGUGAUUGAUCGCUUACAGGCUGUAUGAACAAUUCAGUUGCCAUAUUGUUUUUUUUUUACUGAAUUUAUAGCAUUUGUUGUGUUUAAGUUCAAAUGUUUCGCAGUAAUGACAAUUUAUGUAUUAAUGUUAUUAUCUGGUAUAGUUUAGAGACGAAAUUUUAUUGUCUUGCUAAUGUUGUUCAAGAUAUAUUGUAAGAUAAUCUUAUGCUCUUCAAAGUGUGACAUUUAUGAAAGCGUUUAAAUUGCUGCGCGAAUUUGAUCAAAUGUAUGGAAUUGGCAAGUUUUAGCAUUGUGUUUUAUUAAAAGAAGUCUAAUUCCUAUAUACUUGAGAAUUUUCCUGCCUGAUCUAAUAUUAUGAAAAACAGAUUUUAUGUCCUACUGAGUGCCAUUUAUUUUUAAAUACUUUGAAACUUAGUCCUAUUAUUAAUUCGAUAAAUUAUUGUAUAAAAUUGAGUCAUGUUAAUUGUAGUUUUUGUCUAGAGAUUGAUAUUCUCCUCGAAGUCUCAUCUAUAAUUUCCUUAUUAGAUAAUAAUAAGAAUUAAAUAAUAAAAUAAUAAUUAAGAUAUUAAUCUUGGACAACAUUACUGAGCACGAAAGCUUUAUCAAAAUUAAAAAUUCUAAGAAUCUCUGUUUGUAUAAUGAAAAACAAAUUAAUAAACUUUCACUCGUUGAUGUUUCACUUAAUGUAAUUAAUAAAACUUAGUUCGUAAGUUGUAUGUUAAGUUACAGACACGCAUUUAUUUUGGUUCCUCUUGAAAAUACUCGAAAAGACAAUAAUGAUUAUAUUCUAGAGCUAUCAGUGACCAGUUUCUCAUAAUUAUGUCUUAUAAAAAAAUGGAUUUUUGCAACAUUCAUUGCUGUACCAGUUGUUCAAAUGUACGUAAACAACAAAUCUUGAGUUACAAGCCUUAUCAAAAGUAUUGUGAAGGCCAUAUUUCGUCGAAAUCCACUCCGUUAAGAUUGUUGACACUUUAAUUGAUUUGACGAUUGAUUUUCCACUAGACAACUUAUUAACAUGUCUCCAUGUUAAAAAAAAAACACUUACUAAUUCGGUCAUCAGCAUCGAUAGCUCUAAUACAGAAUUUUGAUUUAAAUUCCGUUAUAAAAUGUAGUGCAGUACCGAAGAGAGUGGGGUGAAGAAAGUAUCACAUUUAUGUAGACUUGUUUUGUGGAGAUUUCAUUAAAUAUAGUAUGUCCAUUGAAUACGAGGGAGAAAAAGAAGUCUACUGGGUGUUAUGUGCAGGUAGGUCAAUGGCUCCGUAAGAAAUCACAUUUUCAAUAAUAUAGUUCUGUGCUUUGGUACUGCACGUUACAUAAUUUUUACACACGGACAUAGGAUCCUAAGCCAGUGAUUCUGUAAAACUAUUGUGUUCACAUUGUAAAUAUCUAGGUAAGAGUAAGUAAGUCUUAUGAUAGACGCGACGCGUCCGUUACGAAGAGAAAUAAAUAUUUGUCUAUUA
Molecule: messenger RNA, 5583 nt
Organism: Trichoplusia ni (cabbage looper)
Lineage: Eukaryota; Metazoa; Arthropoda; Insecta; Lepidoptera; Noctuidae
Gene: sax
Product: activin receptor type-1
Exons: 11
Coding region: 76-1833 (585 amino acids)
Biological process (GO): BMP signaling pathway; protein phosphorylation; cellular response to growth factor stimulus
Cellular component (GO): plasma membrane; BMP receptor complex
Molecular function (GO): transforming growth factor beta receptor activity, type I; SMAD binding; ATP binding
Source: RefSeq, a predicted model, not a curated record